This is a messenger RNA of Pseudomassariella vexata, 1623 nucleotides long. RefSeq names its product Alpha/Beta hydrolase protein. The coding region runs from base 1 to 1623 and encodes 540 amino acids. The record is from RefSeq and is a predicted model, not a curated record. The transcript has a single exon. NCBI's taxonomy places the organism in Eukaryota, Fungi, Ascomycota, Sordariomycetes, Amphisphaeriales, Pseudomassariaceae.
AUGUCGCCUCCCGGGAUGCUCUACGUUACCAUGCAGCCGAAAUACGGCCUGCCACCUGCCCAGUUUCAUGAAUGGUACAACAACGAACACGGCCCAACUCGAUUGCGGUUACCCCAAAUCUUCUCGAACGGCUUGCGAUACCAAGCGACAGAUGGCAAAGAGCCAGCCUACCUCGCUGCCUACGAUGUCACGUCCAUGGCCCAAUUGGAGACAGAAACUUACUUGACACUCCGGGCCAAUCGAUCACCACGCGAAGCCAGCACAAUCAGCCAGGUCGACGUGAAGAGGUACUUCUGGGACUUGGUCGCCAAGAAACAAUCACCGCUAUUCCUUCCCAUUGAACAAUUGAGCGACGAGCAAGCCGAAGGCAUCGUUCUGGUCGCGGUGGAGCUUGGUCUCAAGGAACACCCCAACUCAGAGCAGGAAAUCCAGAAGUGGUACGAGGAAGAACAUUUCGAUAUGCUGUCAAAGGUCCCGGGGUGGCUGCGAUCGCGUCUCUUGAAAAUAUCCAGCCUGGAGACCGGGGUGCCGACGACGUUCAUCUCGCUACACGAGUACGCGAAAGAAAAUGGAAUUGGGGGAGAACAGCAUAAAGCUGCCAUGUCAACGGCACGGCACGACGAGAUCUUGGCUAGAUAUGGGACCCCAAAGGAUCGCAGAACAUACUCUCUGUUCUAUGUAUUUGGUCCCGGGCCAAGAGAUUUAUCCUCAUUAUCACAAUUACCAACUGCCGCCUCCACUUUCACGUCGGCGGAUGCAAAGACGACCACCACAAACGAAUUUGGACCGGUGAUAAAGUCAUACGUCACUGCACCGGACGGACUGUCCAUCCCUUAUCAGCUUGAAGGAAACCCAGAUCCCAACGCACCGACCAUUGCAUUUUGCAACUCUCUGUUGACCUCACUACACAUGUGGGAUCCAUUUGUGGAGAUACUCAGAGCCAAGCGGCCGAAAUACCGUAUCCUUCGCUACGACACUCGAGGUCGGAACUCCGUCCCUUCGCCUCCUGUCCCGUCUACCCUGGACACCGUGGCAGAUGACCUAAGCCAUCUCCUGGAGGCCCUACGCAUCCCGAAGCUCGAUACUCUGUUAGGCGUCUCCAUGGGCGGAGCCACGACACUAAAGUUCGCCUUGAAGUACCCCGCCAAACUCGAAAAGUUCAUCGCGUGCGACUUCAACGCCGUGUCAAGUCCCGCCAACACUCAAGCCUGGAAGGACCGCAUUACCGUAGCUGAGACGCCCCUCGAAGACGGAGCGCCGGGCAUCACAAAGCUGGCAGGUGUGACUGUAGAGCGAUGGUUUCACCCUGCCACGAUGAAGAAGACGGACGUUGUGCAGUGGAUGACCGACAUGGUGGCGGCCAAUGAUAUUGAGGGGUUCAGGUAUGGGUGUCAGGCUCUUUGGGACUAUGAUAUGAAAGACCAGAUGAACGAUUGCAAGGUGGCUGGUCUGUUCGUUGUGGGCGAGGGUGAUGGAAAGGGAGCGCUGGUGAAGGCUAUGGAUGGGUUCAGGGCCUUGCUUGGUCAAAAGGGUGCACAUCUUGCAAUUGUCCCUGAAGCGGGGCAUCUCCCUAUGUGUGAGGCUCCUGGAGCCUUUUGGGAGGCAGUGCAGGAUUCUUUGUAG